GUUUGUGACUACUUCCUGUUUCCAUUCGGCUCACGUCCGUCUUCCUCAAUACAGCAGCAAGUAUGCUGCCCCCCAGCUGAAGUUAACUUUGUUUUCAAACUUGUGUGUCCACCAUGGGAGACAUGGACACUACUGGGGCCUUCAUUCGCAAGAAAAGGGCUACUUUCGCGGCGGGGCGAGGCGGAGCGAGUCUGCGGCCGAUGAACGGGAAGAACACGGCGGCGUUUUACCGCUCGGUGGCCGCCGCUGACAGUAAGGCGGGCGGUGAGCGGCGGGAAGCCGAUCCCUUGUUGGAAGCGGCCCGCUCUAAAACAAAGAGUGACAAAAAGAAACGCAGCAACGACAUAAAUGACAGAUUUUGCUGUCACAAGCCUCAGGAGUCCCUGCUGAGUUCAUCCAGUGGUUUCAGUAACUACAGGGGGAUUCUUAACUGGUGUGUAGUGAUGUUGGUACUUAGUAAUGCCCGCCUUUUCCUCGAAAACCUUCUAAGGUACGGGGUCCUGGUGGACCCGAUUCAAGUGGUUUCCUUAUUUCUGAAAGACCCCUACAGCUGGCCAGCGGUGUGCCUUGUAAUUGUGUCCAAUGUGUUUAUUGUGGUUGCUCUUUAUACUGAGAGGCAGUUGUCCAAGGGUUCUUUCAGCGAGCACGUGGGCUUACUUGUUCACUUUGUUAAUAUGGCGGUCAUGCUAACAUUCCCCGCUGCAGUGGUCCUUGCCGUGCCCUCCAUGACCCCAGUUGGUGGUGCCUUCGUAUUGGGUACUUACACCAUUCUCUUCCUAAAGCUGUACUCCUAUAAAGACGUCAACCUGUGGUGUAGGGAGCUGAGCCGUAUGAAGGUGAAGAAACUGGCCAGAUCACUGUCUUGUCCAUCACCACAGUACUCCAAUGGAGAUGACUGUAAGGUGUGUUACCCUGGCAACCUCACCAUCAGAGACUUGUACUACUUUGCCUUUGCUCCGACGCUGUGCUACGAGCUCAACUUUCCUCGCUCUCCCAAUAUACGCAUGAGUUUCCUCCUGAGGAGACUUUUUGAAAUGCUGUUCCUCAUCCAGAUGUUAGUUGGUCUUACUCAACAGUGGAUGAUUCCAAUCAUUCAAAGCUCCAUGAAGCCACUUGAGGACAUGGAUCUAUCUCGCAUGAUUGAGAGACUUUUGAGAUUGGCUGUUCCCAACCACUUGCUUUGGUUGAUGUUUUUUUACUGGUUCUUCCACUCAUCUCUGAACUUCACAGCUGAGCUUUUGCGCUUCGGAGACCGACAGUUCUACAAAGACUGGUGGAACUCCGAGUCGGUGACAUUUUUCUGGCAGAACUGGAACAUCCCAGUUCACAAGUGGUGUCUCCGGCACUUUUACAAACCAUUACUGAGGAGGGGUUUUAGUAAGAUAGUCAGCCAAUCAGCAGUCUUCUUCUUGUCUGCUUUCUUCCAUGAGUAUCUGGUGAGUGUCCCUCUGAGGAUGUUCCGACUGUGGGCCUUCAUGGGCAUGAUGUCUCAGCUUCCAUUAGCCUGGCUUGUUGGUCACUACCUGCGUGGCAACUAUGGCAAUGCUGCAGUGUGGAUAUCGCUCAUAAUUGGUCAACCAUUUGCUGUCCUCAUGUAUGUCCAUGACUACUACGUUCUUCACCACAGGCAAGAAGCUGACUGAUUCUUUACCUCUUUGUUGACUGUUUUAGGUAUUUUUUGCAAUUACAACUUGACAGCUUCUCUUUUGGGUCACCCAUUCGAAAUUUAUUUUUUUACAUCCAUCAAUCCAUUUUAUACCGUUUGUCCCUUCCAUUAUGAAGUAUUUAGAAAUGUUAAGAAUGACACAUACUUUCCAAUAUUUUUGAAAUGUCUGAUCAUCUACAUCAGGGGUGUCAAAAUCAAGGCCCGCGGGCCAGACUUGGAAUUAUCUAUGGCCCCCGGGAUGAUAUUUGAUUUGUAUUAGAACCGGCCCACAGGCCACAGCCGCCUGCAGCUGUUUUGCACACACCAGUGGUCCAUCAGUGUUGGCGCUAGGAAUUUUCAACAUUUUUGGGUUCCCACUUUUUUGUAAGUGUUUUGAAAAUAAAUGAUAAAUGUAUGCAUUAUCCUGUUAUAUCUCACAUUCUAUAUUGUGUUUUGGAAAAACGUUGUCAUAAACGUUACUUAAUUCAUUUUAAAAAAUUAUACCAAAGAAAACAUUUUUAUGCAUAUGCAUGUAUUCAGUUAUAAACAUUCAUUCACUUUUUUCUUUCCUCCAUGGAUCUGAACUUUACUGCUUCUGGUAUUUUCUUCUCUAUUUUUAUUGUAAUAGUUUAGAAUGUGUUUGUUCUAUUUUUGCCCAAAGUAAAACACAGAAAACAAUCUGAAGUUUUCUAUAUUUUUUUGUUAUGAUGCCAUGAUUUUAAUAGUCCAGCCCACGUGUGCACAGAUUUCCCUCUAUGCGGCCCCUGAGCUAAAAUAAGUUUGACACCCCUGAUGUACAUGAACAUUGCUCUCCUCAUAUGUGCAUUGUGCAAGAGUGGAACAUAUCUUCAACUAAAAGUCAUGUCUAACUUUUCCUACGGUAGAGGCUUUUAUUGUACAUGCAUGCAAGCAGCAACUUUUCAUCAGAGUCUUUCUGCAGAUUGGUCUCGAAACAAUUUAGUAAAACAACAUAGAAAGAGAAAGAACACACCUAAAACUAUGGCUGUUAUGCUACUGUGAAAACAUAUUUUUCCUCCAUAAUAAUACCUUAAAUUGUGUUGCUCUAUUAUUCUGGUACUAGUUAAACAAUUCUUAUGAGGACAUGUUUUUAGUCUUUUUUGUUGGGGUACAAAGGAGAAUGAUGUUUGGGGUUAUUUAUGUACAAUGUUGACUGUUUGAAGUGCCUUGGUAGGCAUAAUACUGUACUUGUGUUAAAGGGCUAUAUUCUGUCCAGUUUUACUUUGAAAUGAGCACUAAAAUUAAAAAAAUGUAUGCUGGUUAGACUUUUUAAGGUACACUUCAUCCAUCUAUCUGUUUAUAUUUUUGUCAUAUUUCUUUCAAGAAUCCCAUGUGAACUGGUCAUUGCUUUAGGGGCCUUGUCAAUUGUUUCAUACAAUAAAUGAAACUCUUUAGAGGGAACAA
This is a messenger RNA of Nerophis ophidion (straightnose pipefish), 3067 nucleotides long. Its product is annotated as diacylglycerol O-acyltransferase 1-like. Gene Ontology annotation, molecular function: diacylglycerol O-acyltransferase activity. Gene Ontology annotation, biological process: triglyceride biosynthetic process. The coding region runs from base 114 to 1643 and encodes 509 amino acids. Gene Ontology annotation, cellular component: endoplasmic reticulum membrane. NCBI's taxonomy places the organism in Eukaryota, Metazoa, Chordata, Actinopteri, Syngnathiformes, Syngnathidae. The record is from RefSeq and is a predicted model, not a curated record. The transcript is spliced from 17 exons.